Molecule: messenger RNA, 7407 nt
Organism: Clarias gariepinus (North African catfish)
Lineage: Eukaryota; Metazoa; Chordata; Actinopteri; Siluriformes; Clariidae
Gene: cacna1sb
Product: calcium channel, voltage-dependent, L type, alpha 1S subunit, b
Exons: 45
Coding region: 218-5698 (1826 amino acids)
Biological process (GO): calcium ion import across plasma membrane
Cellular component (GO): membrane; voltage-gated calcium channel complex
Molecular function (GO): high voltage-gated calcium channel activity; calcium ion binding
Source: RefSeq, a predicted model, not a curated record
UUGCUUGGUUUACUUUUCCAAGCAGGGGCCAGGGCCAAGAAGUGAGGAGUGGACUUUCCAGAGCAAGAGGGAGAGCUUGAACAGGAGAGAGGGUAGAGGAGGUGGAGGAAUAGAGAAGGUCUCACAUGGACAUCUAAGAGACCGAAGGAUUGUGAAUUUGGGUUUUUUUUGUAACUGGCUGUUUGACUAUUAGGAAUUUUAUUUUUUGGAUUCCAAAAUGGAUACAGGCAAAGGGCCUGCCCUGGCCUCGUUCAUCAUGAACGAAGAGGAGCUGAAGAGGAAGCAGCGGGAGAAGCUAAAGAAACUGCAGGCCACUGGAGGAAACCCUCGGCCCGCUCGCUCCCUCUUCUUCUUCACUCUCAAAAACCCCUUUCGCAAGAACUGCAUUAACAUUGUGGAGUGGAAACCCUUUGAGAUCAUCAUUCUCCUCACUAUCUUUGCUAACUGUGUGGCUCUGGCCGUGUUUCUCCCAAUGCCAGAGGAUGACACUAACUCUACCAACUCUACCUUGGAAAGCCUGGAAUAUAUAUUUUUGAUCAUUUUCACUCUGGAGUGCUUCAUGAAGAUAAUAGCGUAUGGGUUUCUAUUUCAUGAAGGCGCAUAUUUACGGAACUGUUGGAACAUAUUGGACUUUGUCAUCGUGUUCAUGGGGCUUUUUACCCUUGCGGUUGACACCAUCAAUGCAAUAGCUGGUGUUCCCACAGAGAAAGGAGGUGGCUUCGAUAUGAAGGCUCUUCGAGCGUUUCGAGUCCUGCGACCACUUCGUCUUGUCUCUGGAGUUCCCAGCUUGCAAGUGGUUAUGAACUCUGUUUUGAAAGCAAUGCUGCCCCUGUUCCAUAUCGCUCUGCUUGUCUUCUUCAUGGUCACCCUUUAUGCUAUAAUGGGUUUGGAGCUGUUUAAAUGCAAGAUGCACAAGACGUGCUACUACGAAGGCACAGACAUUAUUGCCUUAAGGGGUAAUGAAGCACCAUCACCUUGUGCCCAGGCUGGAAAUGGACGCCGCUGCACCAUUAAUGGCACACAGUGUAGGUCUGGAUGGCCAGGACCCAACUGGGGGAUCACCCAUUUUGAUAAUUUUGGCUUUGCCAUGCUCACAGUGUUUCAGUGUAUCACAAUGGAGAGUUGGACUAAUGUGCUCUACUGGGUCAAUGAUGCUAUUGGCAACGAAUGGCCGUGGGUCUACUUCGUGUCCAUGAUUCUGCUUGGUUCUUUUUUUGUCCUCAAUCUGGUUCUUGGCGUCCUCAGUGGGGAGUUUAGUAAAGAAAGAGAGAAAUGUAGGUCCAGAGGGGAAUACCAGAAGUUACGAGAGCGAGAGCAAAUGGAUGAAGAUCUGAAAGGUUACAUGGAAUGGAUUACACAUGCUGAAAUUCUGGAUGCUGAUCAGGAAGGAUUAGGUCUCCUUCCUCUAAAGGACAGUGGUUCAGAGACAGACAGUCUUUAUGGAAAAGAGGGUUUAAGCCGUGUAGUGUAUUACUUUCGCCUUGCUCGUCGCUAUAAUCGCGUCUUACGGAGGAAGUGUACUGCUUGGGUGAAGUCCAAGGUGUUCUACUGGCUAGUGAUCCUGGUUGUGUUACUCAACACUCUUGCCAUUGCCUGCGAACAUCACCCCCAGUCUGAAUGGAUGACCCAGUUUGAAGAUACCGUCAACAAGAUACUACUCUCCUGCUUCGCAAUCGAGAUGAUCAUGAAAAUGUACGCUUUUGGCCUGCGAAUGUAUUUCAUGUCGAUCUUUAACCGUUUCGACUGUUUCGUUGUUACUGUGGGUAUACUGGAGAUCAUCCUGGUCUCAGCAAAUGUGAUGACAUCACUGGGUAUCUCUGUGAUGAGAUGUAUUCGGCUCCUACGUCUGAUGAAGGUUACAAAGUACUGGACAUCUCUAAGCAGCCUUGUAGCCUCUCUGAUAAACUCAAUCCGUUCCAUCGCCUGCCUACUCCUCCUGCUCUUCCUCUUCAUUGUUAUCUUCUCUCUCCUGGGAAUGCAAGUGUUUGGAGGGAAAUUCAACUUCCCCGACAGGCCCUUGCAGCGCAGCAACUUCGACAACUUUCCCCAGGCUCUCAUUAGUGUGUUUCAGGUCCUGACUGGGGAGGAGUGGGAUUCCAUCAUGUACAAUGGUAUUAUGGCUCAUGGUGGACCAACUUUCCCAGGAAUUCUCGUCUGCAUCUAUUUCAUCAUCCUGUACGUCUGUGGAAACUUCAUCCUCUUGAAUGUGUUCUUGGCCAUUGCUGUGGAUAACCUGGGUGAAGCUGAAAGUCUUUCGUCAGCUCAAAAAGAAAGGGAGGAGGAGAAAGCUAGAAAGAAGCUCAUGAGAGGAGCGAUGUCACAGAAGAGUGAUGAAGAAAAGGCUUUGGUGAUCAAGAGCAAACAUAAGGCUGAAGGAAUGCCUACGACAGCAAAACUUAAAGUGGAUGAAUUUGAAUCAAAUGUGAAGGAAGUGAAGGACCCGUUUCCUCCUGCUGAUUUUCCAGGUGACGAUGAGGAGGAAGAGCCUGAGAUUCCUAUCAGUCCAAGGCCCCGACCUAUGGCUGAUCUUCAGCUUAAAGAGACAGUGGUUCCUAUGCCUAAUGCCAGCUCCUUCUUCAUCUUUGGCCCAGAGAACAAGUUCCGUAAGCUGUGCCACAGGGCUAUCAACGCGACCCCCUUCACCAACUUCAUCCUUCUUCUCAUUCUUCUCAGCAGCAUUUCUCUGGCUGCUGAAGAUCCCAUCGACCCCAAAUCCUUUAGAAACAAGAUCUUGGCGUAUGCUGAUAUUGUCUUCACAACAGUCUUCACCAUUGAGAUUGUCCUUAAGAUGACUGUAUAUGGUGCUUUCCUGCAUAAGGGCUCCUUCUGCCGAAACUCCUUCAACAUUCUGGAUCUCAUUGUUGUUGUGGUUUCCCUCAUGUCUAUGGGAAUGGAGUCCAGUGCUAUCUCUGUGGUGAAGAUUCUCAGGGUGUUGAGAGUUCUAAGGCCACUACGGGCCAUCAAUAGAGCCAAAGGAUUAAAGCAUGUGGUCCAGUGUGUGUUUGUGGCCAUCAAAACCAUCGGCAAUAUUAUUUUGGUCACCAUGCUUUUAAACUUCAUGUUCUCUUGCAUCGGAGUCCAACUCUUCAAGGGCAAGUUAUACUCUUGUACAGAUCCACUGAAGUUGACUGAGGAGGAAUGUCAGGGGAAUUAUUUGCAUCAUGUGCAGAACAGUCUCCAUGACACCGAGGUCCGUCGGCGAGAGUGGGUCAACAGUGACUUUAACUUUGACAAUGUACUCAAUGGCAUGCUCACACUCUACACUGUCUCCACGUUUGAAGGCUGGCCAGAGUUGCUCUAUAGAGCUAUAGACUCAGACUCGGAGGACAGGGGCCCGAUUUAUAACAACCGUGUGGACAUUUCCGUCUUCUUCAUCAUUUACAUCAUCAUCAUCGCUUUCUUUAUGAUGAACAUCUUUGUCGGCUUUGUUAUCGUCACUUUCCGAGAGCAAGGAGAGCAGGAGUACAAGGAUUGUGAGCUGGACAAGAACCAGCGACAAUGUGUACAAUAUGCGUUAAAAGCUCGGCCUCUCCGCUGCUACAUCCCUAAGAACCCUGUCCAGUACCAGUUCUGGUACCUGGUGACCUCGUGCUACUUUGAGUACCUCAUGUUCUUCCUCAUCAUACUCAACACAUUGUGUCUAGGAAUGCAGCACUGUAAUCAGUCCGACCACGUAACCAAACUGUCAGACACUCUAAAUGUCAUCUUCACGGUCCUUUUUACGAUUGAGAUGAUCGUCAAACUUAUUGCAUUCAAAGCAAAGGGUUAUUUUGGAGACCCUUGGAACGUGUUUGAUUUCCUCAUCGUGGUCGGGAGCAUCGUAGAUGUCGUCCUCAGUCAGGUUGAUGCUGCUUUGGAGUCGAGCGGUGGACUGUACUGCCUCCACGGCUGUGCUGAAACAAACCCAUUGCAGGCCAUUGCUUAUGAAGAAAAUGCCCGAGUCUCAAUCACCUUCUUCCGACUCUUCCGUGUCUUGCGUCUGAUAAAGCUGCUUAACCGCUCGGAGGGCAUUCGCAACCUGUUGUGGACCUUCAUAAAGUCCUUCCAGGCAUUCCCUCAUAUAGCUCUGAUCAUAGUAAUGCUUUUCUUUAUCUAUGCUGUCAUAGGGAUGCAGGUGUUCGGUAAAAUUGCCCUAGUAGACGGCACUGAGAUCAACCGAAACAACCAUUUCCAGACAUUCCCACAAGCCAUUCUGCUACUGUUUCGGUGUGUUACGGGAGAAGGCUGGCCGAAAGUCAUGCUGGCCUGUAUGUCUGGGAAAAUGUGUGAUCCAAAUUCAGAGCAUGGCUCAGGUCCAGAAGCGCAGUACAGCUGUGGAACUAACUUUGCCGUCUUUUAUUUUCUGAGUUUCAACAUGUUGUGUGCCUUUUUGAUUAUUAAUUUGUUUGUGGCUAUCAUUAUGGACAACUUUGACUACCUGACACGUGAUUGGUCAAUCCUUGGUCCACACCAUCUGGAUGAGUUCAAGAAGAUCUGGGCCGAAUAUGACCCUGAAGCAACGGGGCGAAUUAAACAUCUGGAUGUAGUAACUCUUUUACGAAGGAUCCAGCCACCACUGGGAUUUGGGAAAUUCUGCCCUCACCGAUCAGCCUGCAGGCGAUUAAUUUCCAUGAACAUGCCUUUGAACAGCGAUGGAACAGUCACCUUUAAUGCCACAUUGUUUGCCUUAGUCCGAACAGCUUUGAAGAUUAAAACUGAAGGCAACUUCGAACAGGCUAAUGAAGAGCUAAGAGCCAUUAUUAAGAGCAUCUGGAAACGGAUUAGCAUGAAACUCUUGGACCAGGUCCUUCCACCUAUUGGAGAUGAUGAGGUCACCGUCGGGAAGUUCUACGCCACCUUCCUGAUUCAGGAGUACUUCCGUAAAUUCAUGCAGCGCCAGGAGGAGUACUACGGUUACCGGCCUACCAAAAAAAAAAGCGCAGCUGAGAUACAGGCGGGUCUGCGCAGCAUUGAGGAGGAGGCUGCCCCUGAGCUCCACAGAGCCAUCUCAGGAGACCUUAUAGCUGAGGAUGAGAUGGAAAGAGCCAUGGCAGGAGGAGAGGAGGGCAUCUACAGGAGAACUGGGGGUUUGUUUGGGACCAACCCAGACCCUUUUUCAUCAGAACCCAGUAGCCCUACAACUGCACAGACCAGCCAACGCCCCCUGCAGUUCUCUGAGAGUCGCCCGGAAGAUGUGGAGUCUCCCCCUGACUCUGUGUUUCUCCCCAACCCCGAGUUCUUCCCUGAAACACCGACCAGAGCAAACAUGACCAACAACAAUGCCAACUUUACAGAUGAUUUUAUAUUUGAAAGAGAGUCACCAUUCGGUGUUGGUGCUAGAAGCCAAUCCAUUGAAGAUAUCAGAGAUGCUGAAGACAGACGGCGGACAGAUUUUACUGUAAGGACUGACAUCACUCAGUUUCCUUAUGAUCCUACAUACGGUGAAAAAGAAUCUUCAUCAGCAAGUGACAAACUCAUCCAACAGGCACUGAGAAAUGGUGGCCUGGAGACUCUGGCUGACGACCCCAAGUUUGUUGCUGUGACUAAGAAGGAGAUGGCAGAGGCCAUGGACAUCAGUGUGGGCGACAUGGAGGGAGCUGCUCAGGACCUUCUGAAUGAAAAGGGAAAAGAAAAAAUAGUGAGACGUAAAAGACGUCCCAUUCCAGUUCCACCCAGCGCCAAACCCGCCAAAUCAAACGAAGACACCACUGCAGUGUAGGACGUUAUGAUCUGUCCAUGUGUUUCAUAAUUGUCCUGACGAGGACGAUUUAAAUACACUUGUUUCACAUCCUCAUAUGCCUAUUUCACAUGUUCUUGAAACAAAAUGAAUUAAAUAGCUCUAACAGGCAAAGCAAGAAACCAUGUGAGUGUAGUUUUGCCUAAGUGAGGUGUGGCAUUGUGUCCAUUUGCUCCUUUUUCAUAGAGUGGAUUUUAUUUUCAUAGGACACAGUAAAGAGUAAGUGGGACAAAAGACAUACUUGUUUAUUUCAUUGCUGUGAGACAGACGAGUUCAGACGAGAAACAGGUCUUCGUCUGGCCGGUAAUGUUUUAAACUUUUGAAUUCAGUCAUGUCAUUUCAGAGAAUUAUCUGUGAUAAGGAAAUUUUCCAGGUUAAGGAAUCAGAAGUAUUAACAUUUAUGAAUGUUAAUACUAUAAUUAAAUGAUUUAAGUAGGGAUUUAUGACAAAAAAAGUAGUACUUUGCAAAAAAUUGUCUAUGAGAGAUUCGCUAAUGUGAAGACAUAUAUAUAGAUAGAAAUCAAUUCAAUCAUCUUAAAAUUUAAAUGUCCUGCCUUUGCAUCAGUUUUCAUAUUUAAAUUGUUGCACAGUUUUAAUUAGAAAUUGGCUUUCAUGAUUAUUUUUUUUACAGGGCUUAUCUCGCUCACAUCUUUCUAUCCAGACUGAUUUCUUGUGUUACUUUAUUUAAAUAUAUACACAGACUAAAUGUUUCUGUAACGUAUAUUUUGUAAAAAAAAAAUUAUAAUUAUAAUUUUGGCACUUUAUUUCAGUUUGAUGUUUUACACAUAAACACUUGUCAAUUCUUUUUUUUUAAUAGGAGGCUAAGACUUUUGUACAGUACUGGAUGUUAAAUACACUCAUCCAGCAUUAACAUGAAAAACAAAAUGAAAUGUUGACUCGACCACAUGCACGUACAUGAGAAUACUUCCGAUGAAGGUUUACUGAUGUUAGAUGAUGUGUGAAUGGUAGCUGCGGUAGUGAUUUCGAAUGCAGUGAUCACUGAGACACUGGAUUUACUUAUGAUUUAAUUAAGUUACUGCAGCAACUGUGAGUACUAGAGGAAAUGUAUUUUAUUUUAAAGUGCUGUCUGGCAUGGCAGUAGGAAAAGGUUCUUUUCCUUUUUUUGUUUAAAGAUUUUUUUGUUCUUGUUUUGGGGUUUUUUUGAAAGGAAAAAACAAAAAAACAGAUGUAUAUCCACAAAGAGGUAUGAAAGAUUUCAGCUAUUGUAUUGCAUAGAUGGUUUAUGAUUUCUAUAGACAUAGAACAAAAAUUCUGAUGCUGCAAAAGUGAUUUUAUUAAGCUUGUUAGUUUAGAACCUUCUAAAUCUGUACGCUAGAGAUUAUUUUCCUGUUACAGUAUAUGUUUGCUGCUCCUGUAUUGACCACAGACUGGACUCAGAGAAGACUGUAUUGUCUGUACCUACAGUACAUCAUAAACUUACAAAAGGAGAAUCAUGACUACUGAAAUAGAGCCUCGGUUCUCCUCAUUCUGAUUUGGCCUUUAAAACAUUUUUCCUCAAAUAAUUUCUUAACUGUAUCUCUCGGUGUAUAUUAAUUUCAUUUAUAUACGCUAUUUAUUACACACAAUAUUAAAAUGUUCAGGUACACCAAAGUAUUAUCAGGUUAAUCUCACCAUGGAUUCUGUAAAGAAAAAAGAUUAAAUAAGUAAAGGAGCAAUUUUUAAUAUAUUAA